Messenger RNA from Maudiozyma saulgeensis, 1278 nucleotides. NCBI's taxonomy places the organism in Eukaryota, Fungi, Ascomycota, Saccharomycetes, Saccharomycetales, Saccharomycetaceae. The record is from the annotation of a GenBank genome assembly.
AUGCUUAGAACACAAGUCCAUAAUAUACCCAGAAGAGUUCCUACCUCUUUGAAUGUUAAACCUUUCAUUACUGCUGUAAAUUAUUUACAUACAAGUUCUAUACAAUAUAAUAAUGGACAACGUUCUCCGAUUCAAGUAUUUAGAGAUACUUUCAAGAAUGAAUGGAAAAAAUCUCAAGAAUUACAAGAUAAUAUUAAGACUCUUCAAGAUGCUUCGGGUAGAUUAGGUGAAUCUGAUGCUUAUAAGAAAGCUAAAGAAGCUUAUGUUAAGGCCCAAAAGGGUUCUACUAUUGUUGGGAAAACUUUGAAAAAGACUGGUGAAACUGUUGAAGAUAUUGCUGUUAAAGCUUGGGAUUCUGAUAUUGGUAAAAAAACUAGAGAAGUAGCAAGUGAUACAGCAAAGAAAUUAGAUGAAAGUUUUGAACCUGUAAGACAAACUCAAGUUUAUAAAGAUGUUUCAGAUGUUAUUGAUGAUGGUAGCAGUAGUGCCAGGUAUGGUGGAUUUAUUACUAAAGAAGAAAGAAAAAGACUUAGAGAAAAGGCUAUAGCAUCAGGUGAACGUGUUAGAGCUGUUAAAAGUAAUGAUGAAGCUGGGACUGCUUUAGUCUCAACAAAUAUUCAAGCAAAGGAAUCCUUCAGUAAAAAAAUGGAUGAUUUUUCGGAAAAUACUUCUGUUGGUCAAGGUUUAAGUUUUAUGAAGACUAAAUUAUGGAAUGAAAGUGAAAAUCCUUUAAUUGUUGUAAUGAGAAAAAUUAGUAAUAAAGUUGGUGGAUUUUUCGCUGAAACUGAAUCCGCAAAAGUCUACAGUCAAUUUAAAUUAAUAGAUCCAACUUUUAACAGUGCUAGUUUCACUAAACAUUUAAGAGAAUAUGUUGUACCAGAAAUCUUAGAGGCUUAUAUUAAAGGUGAUGAAAAGGUCUUAAAGAAAUGGUUAAGUGAAGCUCCUUUCAAUGUAUAUGCAGCUCAACAAAAAGUAUUUAGAGAACAACAAAUUUUCUCUGAUGGUCGUAUCCUUGAUAUUAGAAACGUUGAAAUUGUUAGUGCUAAAUUAUUACAACCCCAAGAUAUUCCUGUAUUAGUUGUAAGCUGUAGAGCUCAAGAGAUUAAUUUGUAUAGAAAGGCAAAGACAGGUGAAAUUGCAGCUGGUAGUGAAGAUAACAUCUUGAUGAGUACCUAUGCAAUGGUCUUUACAAGAGAUCCUGAACAAAUUGAUGAUGAUGAAACUGAAGGUUGGAAGAUUCUUGAAUUUGUACGUGGUGGUUCAAGACAAUUCACUUAA